GAAGCAGAUGAGACACAAGGUGGACCAGCAGUCUGAAGCACUGAACAGCAGAACUGAAGAACUUCGUGUCCUCACAGAACGUGCACAUGAAACAAUGUCCUCCGAGAUCCUUGAGCUGCAAAUGCAGAAGAUGGAUAUGGAAUCAGCAAUGUGCUGUCAGUGUGCCCUUGGUGCUGAAGAGUGACCUUGUCUUGCAGGCGACUUUGGAGCAGGAGCUUCAGGAGGCACGAUACAAAGAAGAGCAACUACAUUUGGGCAACACCACCCUCCAGAGACAACUAGAGAGACUAACGGAGGAGAAGGAAGAGCGGGAGAGAGAGGCAGUGUCCUGCUACAAUGCUUUGGAGAAAGCUUGUGAAGCCAACCAAGACCUUCAAAUCCAGCUGGAACAGGUGUUGCAGCAGGCACAAGAUCCAAACAGCAAAGGCAAUUCUUUAUUUUCUGAGAUGCAGAUAGCCACCCUUAUGCAGCUCCAGGGCAACAGGGCUGACCCAGCACAGCUUGAGCGACUGCAAUUCAUGCUAUCUGACAAAAACAAUGAGAUAGAAAGCUUGAUGAUGAAAGUAAGAGAGCUGGAGAAAGCGAAGAGGUGAACAAAGCACAAGUACAGAAACGCCGGCGGGAGAAGUUUCCCGUAGCUGUUCCAGAGGAAGAAUCAGCACCUAGCAAAGAGAAAAUUGCAACCAUGGACACUAGUGAAAAUACUAGAGAAAAACCCCUUAGUCAUCCCAUUAAGAAGCUGGUUGUGAUCCCCCUGCAGUCUGCAUAACCCACAUAACUCAACCCUGUCAUGUCCCGUGAAAACAAGUCUGUCCGAAUCUCUGAGGAUCCCCCAGUCUGCAUUCCUGAUGCGCCCAGGUCUCCUGUAAGUGACUCCAAUAGCAAGAAUGAGGAUCAAACUCAUCAAAGCAUUGACAAGGAGGAGAACUGGAGAACUGAAAGGAAGAGGAAAAAGUACCAACAACCCACUCAUGUUAACUCAGAAAAAAACUAUGGCGAACGAGUGUGCUUAACAGUAGUUCGGCUAUUGUAAAAUGUGAAUCCUUUAUCAAUAUUUGUAAUAUUUGAAAGAAAAAAAAGAUAGUGUAUGCAUUUUACAGGUGUAUAAUUUACAUCAUUGUUUGAUUUGUGGCUUGUCCUGUCUAUGCACCUGGUUUGUAAAACAGUUUACCUUUAUACAUGUAUUCAUAACGUCUAUAAUAUAAUUAAUUAUUUUCGACUGUUAAAAAAAAAGUAAAUUAAUGCAGCCUGAUAAGUAAUUAAUUAACCACUGGUACCUAUUCUAUGUUUUAUAGUGGUCUACAAACAAACAAAAAGAACCAGAUAUAGUCUUCAGUUUUUGUCUUUCACUGUAAGAGACUGAUUGAUUUAUAGUACAUAAGCCAUUUGUGCAAAAUGGUUAGUUUAUAUAACCAUUAAGAUUUUAUCUGUAUGAUUUUCUCAUUGUUGAUUUUUUUUUUCUUAAUUUGUCUAUGAACAGAAAAAAAGUAUUUUUAUUGUUGU
Molecule: messenger RNA, 1503 nt
Organism: Carassius auratus (goldfish)
Lineage: Eukaryota; Metazoa; Chordata; Actinopteri; Cypriniformes; Cyprinidae
Product: protein Spindly-like
Exons: 6
Coding region: 87-593 (168 amino acids)
Biological process (GO): establishment of mitotic spindle orientation; mitotic metaphase chromosome alignment; protein localization to kinetochore
Cellular component (GO): outer kinetochore; spindle pole
Molecular function (GO): kinetochore binding
Source: RefSeq, a predicted model, not a curated record